AUGAAGAGCCCAGGCUAUGUCAAAGACAUCCAGAGAUUGGCAAAAAGGCUCACCGCGCUGUCUCGCUUCCUCGGAGCGUCGGCGGCAAAAGCUCUACCCUUUUUCAAUCUGAUGAGAAAAGGGAUAGCGUUUGAAUGGACCCCUGCGUGCGAGGAGGCAUUCAAUCACUUCAAAGAGAUCCUGGCAGCACCCCCGUGCUCGAGAAGCCCAAGAGCACUACAAGGAGCAGAACCACGGUACAACAAGCUGGAGAAGCUAGCACUGGCACUCUUGACCUCUUCCUGUAGAAUAAGGCAGUACUUCCAAGGCCACCAGAUCGUCGUGAGGACGGACCAGGGAAUCCGUCAAGUACUCCAAAAACCCGAUCUAGCGGGAAAAAUGAUGACUUGGGCCAUUGAACUCUCCCAGUACGACUUGCGGUAUGAACCCCGACAUGCGAUUAAGGCACAAGCAAUGGCCGACUUCUUGGUAGAAGUAACGGGGGACCCAACCGAGGAAACGGGCAUACGGUGGAGGCUCCACGUAGACGGGGCCUCCAUCCAAAAGUCCAGAGGAGCCGGGAUCAUCUUGGAAAGCCCUGCUAGGGUUAUAUACGAGCAAUUGAUCAAGUUUGAGUUCCCAGUAUCAAACAACCAAGCGGAAUAUAAAGCCCUUUUGGGAGGCCUGGCCCUAGCUCAGAAAGUCGGGGCGACGAGGCUGGAGGUGUGUAACGACUCACAGGUCGUCACUUUGCAAGUAAAUGGAAGCUACCAAGCUAGAGACUCGCUUUUGCAAAAGUACUUGGAGAAGGUUAGGGAGUUGAGCAAGCAGUUCGAGGAGGUCAUGAUCCAACAUGUCCCAAUGGAAAAGAACACACAGGCAGACCUCCUAUCUAAGCUAGCAAGUACGAAACCGGGAGUCGACAACCGAUCUCUCACCCAAGGCAUGGUAAAGGAACCAGCGGUCGCCCUCCACUUGACAAAGUUAGGCCCCUCUUGGUUGGACCCAGUCACCGAUUUUCUGGAAAAUGGCAAACUCCCAGACGACGAGAAAGCAGCUAAAGCGUUGAUAAGGGAGGCAGCCAAAUAUGUGACCAUACAGGGACAACUGUUCAAGAAAGGACUUAGCCAACUCCUGUUGAAAUGCCUGCACCUCGAGCAGACGGAUUACGUACUCAGGGAAGUCCACGAAGGGUGUUGCGACCACCACAUCAGAGGCAAAGUCCUAGCAAGAAAGCUCAUCCGAGCUGGAUACUACUGGCCAUCGAUGAUGGUAGAUUCCAAAGAAUUUGUGAAGAAAUGCGUCAAGUGUCAGGAGAACGCCAACUUCCACAGAACACCCGCUUCCGAGCUAAGCCUACUGACGUCCUCCUGA
Molecule: messenger RNA, 1353 nt
Organism: Arachis stenosperma
Lineage: Eukaryota; Viridiplantae; Streptophyta; Magnoliopsida; Fabales; Fabaceae
Exons: 2
Coding region: 1-1353 (450 amino acids)
Molecular function (GO): nucleic acid binding; RNA-DNA hybrid ribonuclease activity
Source: RefSeq, a predicted model, not a curated record